AAAUGAAGACGAGCUAACAACAAGCAACAGAUAACAACGGCAAAGCAGGCCAAACGUACGUUCGAAAUACGUUACAUUUUAGUGUGAGUUUACCUGUCGUCGUGUUAAGUUGUUUCGAGCGGAAACAGCGGCCGAAAUCAUUAAGUGAAACCAAUUGUGAAUUCUAAAGAAAAAUAAAUAAUAGCGGAUUAAAUAAGCAAAGAUCAUAAAUGAGCAGUACUAGGUUGACAUAAGGCUGGAACAUUAGCAACCUCUACAGGAAGCAAGGCAAAACUCGAAAUUCUUCUUCGUUCAUCAAAUUUCUCAGUGAUUUGAAAUUUUCUACACGACACAAAUUAAUGGUCAAUGAAGGGCAAUAAAAAUGGUGAUUGUAACACGCGGUGACUACAUCUGGAUAGAACCCGCCUCGGGUAGAGAAUUCGAUGUAGCCAUUGGUGCUCGUGUCAUUUCGGCAGAGGGUAGACGCAUACAAGUGCGCGACGAUGAUGGUGAUGAGAUAUGGCUAUCGCCGGAAAGGCGUAUCAAGGCCAUGCAUGCCUCUUCCGUACAGGGAGUGGAAGACAUGAUAUCUUUGGGAGAUCUUCACGAGGCUGGCAUAUUAAGAAAUCUACUCAUUAGAUACAAAGAGAAUUUGAUUUAUACCUACACCGGUUCCAUAUUGGUGGCAGUAAAUCCCUAUCAAAUCCUGCCCAUCUAUACGGCGGAUCAAAUCAAACUCUAUAAGGAGCGAAAAAUCGGCGAACUGCCACCACACAUCUUUGCCAUAGGCGACAAUGCCUAUGCCCACAUGAAACGCUAUCGCCAGGACCAAUGCAUAGUCAUAUCGGGCGAAUCGGGUGCGGGUAAAACGGAAAGCACAAAACUCAUUUUACAAUACUUGGCUGCCAUCAGCGGUAAACAUUCCUGGAUAGAACAACAAAUUUUGGAGGCUAAUCCCAUUUUGGAGGCAUUUGGUAAUGCAAAGACUGUAAGAAAUGACAAUUCUUCCAGAUUUGGCAAAUACAUUGAUAUACACUUCAGUGCCAAUGGCGUUAUUGAGGGUGCCAAAAUUGAACAGUAUCUGUUGGAGAAAUCUCGCAUUGUUUCUCAAAAUCACAGCGAGCGGAAUUAUCACAUAUUCUAUUGUAUUUUGGCCGGUCUUUCGAUGGAAGAAAAGAGGCGGCUGGAGCUUGGAAAUGCAUCAGAUUAUAAAUACCUAACCGGCGGUGAUUGCAUCACUUGUGAAGGUCGUGAUGAUACCGCCGAAUUCUCCGACAUACGCUCUGCCAUGAAAGUCCUACUUUUUACCGAUCAAGAAAUCUGGGAAAUUAUCAAAUUACUUGCAGCUUUAUUGCACUGCGGCAAUAUAAAAUAUAAGGCCACAGUUGUGGAUAAUUUGGAUGCCACCGAAAUUCCCGAGUACAUAAAUGUGGAAAGAGUGGCAGCCCUUCUGGGAUUGCCGCUACAACCGCUUAUCGAUGCCCUUACUCGCCGUACACUUUUUGCUCAUGGCGAGACAGUGGUCUCGACACUGUCCCGAGAACAGUCAGUUGAUGUACGCGAUGCGUUUGUCAAGGGCAUAUAUGGACGUCUCUUUGUACACAUUGUACGCAAAAUCAAUGCUGCCAUUUACAAACCAAGGGCCACUUCCCGCAAUGCAAUUGGCGUUUUGGACAUAUUUGGUUUCGAGAAUUUCGACCAGAACAGCUUUGAACAAUUCUGUAUAAAUUAUGCCAAUGAAAACUUGCAACAGUUCUUUGUGCAGCACAUCUUUAAACUGGAACAGGAGGAAUACAACCACGAGGGCAUCAAUUGGCAACACAUAGAGUUUGUUGAUAAUCAGGAUGCUUUGGAUUUGAUUGCCAUCAAACAGCUCAACAUUAUGGCUUUGAUUGAUGAGGAGGCCCGUUUUCCCAAGGGCACGGAUCACACAAUGUUGGCCAAACUGCACAAAACCCAUGGCACCCAUAAGAAUUAUUUGAAACCCAAAUCGGACAUUAACACCAGCUUCGGUCUGAAUCACUUUGCCGGUGUUGUAUUCUACGAUACCAGUGGCUUUUUGGAAAAGAACCGCGACACCUUUAGUCCAGAUUUAUUGCAUCUGGUAAGUCAGAGUAGCAAUAAAUUCCUGAGGCAGAUCUUUGCUCAAGACAUAGAAAUGGGCGCCGAGACCCGUAAGAGAACGCCCACAUUAUCUACUCAGUUCAAAAAAAGUUUAGAUGCUUUGAUGAAAACUCUUAGCUCCUGUCAGCCAUUCUUCAUACGGUGUAUCAAACCGAACGAAGUGAAAAGACCAAUGCUGUUCGAUCGCGGCCUUUGCUGUCGCCAGUUACGUUAUUCGGGCAUGAUGGAGACGAUACGCAUUCGCAGAGCUGGUUAUCCCAUACGCCAUGGUUUUAGAGACUUUGUGGAACGUUACCGAUUCCUUAUCCCUGGAGUACCGCCAGCUCAUCGCACCGACUGCCGUUUGGCCACAUCCCGCAUAUGUGCUGCAGUAUUGGGCAAAUCAGACUAUCAAUUGGGUCACACUAAAGUUUUCCUUAAAGAUGCUCAUGAUUUGUUCUUAGAACAGGAACGUGACCGUGUGCUGACACGUAAGAUUUUAAUAUUGCAAAGAACUAUUCGUGGAUGGGUUUAUCGCAGACGUUUCUUGCGCAUGCGAGCUGCAGCCAUUACCAUUCAGCGUUACUGGAAGGGCUAUGCUCAAAGAAAACGUUAUCAGCAGAUGCGAGUGGGCUACAUGCGUUUGCAGGCAUUGAUACGGUCACGAGUCCUUUCGCAUCGAUUCCGUCAUUUGAGAGGUCAUAUUGUGGGCCUCCAGGCGCAUGCACGUGGUUAUUUGGUUAGGCGCGAAUAUGGUCACAAAAUGUGGGCCAUUAUUAAGAUUCAGUCUCAUGCUAGAAGAAUGAUAGCAAUGCGUCGGUACAAGAAAAUGAAGGAGGAAUACAAGAAGUUUGCAGAAGUGUUGCAUUUACGAAAAUUGGAAGAACAAGAACUCAUGCACAAGGGUAACAAACAUGCCCGGGAGAUUGCUGAACAACAUUAUCGCGAUCGUUUGCAUGAGCUGGAACGCAGAGAAAUGGAAAAGGAGAUCGAAGAACGACGUCGAGUGGAGGUGAAGAAGAAUUUGAUAAACGAUGCAGCCCGCAAGCAGGAUGAACCUGUGGAUGAUGGAAAACUGGUGGAGGCAAUGUUUGAUUUCUUACCAGAUUCCAGCAGCGAAGCUCCGACGCCACAUGCCGGCCGAGAAACAUCGGUGUUUAAUGAUUUACCACAUGGCAACAGUGUUAAUCAAGAGGAUAUUAUCGGUCCCAUGCAUAUCUCCGAAGAUGAAGAAGAUUUGUCGGAAUUUAAAUUCCAGAAAUUCGCAGCUACCUACUUCCAGGGCAAUGUCAAUCAUCAGUAUUCCAAAAAGGCUCUUAAACAUCCCCUUUUGCCACUGCAUACCCAAGGUGAUCAGUUGGCAGCCCAAGCCUUGUGGAUAACUAUUUUAAGAUUUACCGGUGAUAUGCCUGAACCGAAAUACCAUACCAUGGAUCGCAUGGAUACGACAUCAGUAAUGUCCAAAGUCACAGCCACUUUGGGCAGGAACUUUAUUAGAAGCAAAGAAUUCCAAGAAGCUCAACUAAUGGGAUUGGACCCCGAAGCUUUUCUCAAACAAAAGCCACGCUCAAUCAGACAUAAAUUGGUUUCGCUCACGUUGAAACGUAAGAAUAAACUCGGCGAAGAUGUAAGACGCCGUCUGCAGGAUGAAGAGUACACUGCAGAUAGUUAUCAAUCAUGGCUCCAAUCUCGCCCCACCUCUAACUUGGAAAAACUACACUUCAUCAUUGGCCAUGGUAUUUUGAGGGCCGAACUUAGGGAUGAAAUCUACUGUCAAAUUUGUAAACAAUUGACAAACAAUCCCUUGAAAUCCUCACAUGCCAGGGGUUGGAUUCUCUUGUCACUGUGUGUGGGUUGUUUUGCACCCUCUGAGAAAUUUGUCAACUAUUUGAGAGCUUUCAUUCGGGAAGGUCCACCUGGCUAUGCUCCGUACUGUGAGGAACGCCUCAAGAGAACUUUCAAUAAUGGUACACGUAAUCAACCUCCAUCCUGGUUGGAAUUGCAGGCCACGAAAUCAAAGAAACCCAUAAUGUUGCCCAUCACAUUCAUGGAUGGCAAUACGAAAACCCUCUUGGCUGAUUCGGCAACAACGGCUCGGGAGUUGUGCAAUCAAUUGUCGGAUAAAAUCACUCUGAAAGAUCAGUUUGGCUUCUCACUGUACAUUGCUCUAUUCGAUAAGGUCUCCUCUCUGGGUAGUGGUGGAGAUCAUGUAAUGGACGCUAUAUCACAAUGUGAGCAAUACGCCAAAGAACAAGGAGCCCAGGAACGUAAUGCUCCCUGGCGAUUGUUCUUCCGCAAAGAAAUAUUUGCUCCCUGGCAUGAUCCCACUUUCGAUCAAGUUGCUACGAAUCUCAUUUAUCAGCAGGUGGUCAGAGGUGUAAAAUUCGGAGAGUAUCGUUGUGAUAAAGAGGACGAUUUGGCCAUGAUUGCAGCGCAACAAUAUUUCAUUGAAUAUGGCACCGAUAUGUCUAUGGAAAGACUCUUUACCCUGCUGCCCAAUUUUAUACCCGACUUCUGUUUAACAGGCGUCGAUAAGGCCAUCGAACGUUGGGCUGCCCUCGUGUUACAGGCCUAUAAAAAGUCGUACUACGUUAAGGAAAAAAUACAUUCGCUGAAGAUCAAGGAAGACAUUGUGAGCUAUGCCAAAUACAAAUGGCCUCUGUUGUUCUCACGAUUCUAUGAGGCAUAUCGCAAUUCUGGUCCAAACUUACCCAAAAACGAUGUUAUCAUUGCUGUUAACUGGACAGGCGUCUAUGUGGUUGAUGACCAGGAACAAGUUUUAUUGGAAUUGAGUUUCCCCGAGAUUACUGCCGUAUCCAGUCAAAAAACCAACAAAGUUUUCACCCAAACCUUUAGUUUGUCUACCGUUCGCGGAGAAGAGUUCACAUUCCAAAGUCCCAAUGCCGAAGACAUAAGAGACUUGGUCGUCUAUUUCCUCGAUGGUCUAAAGAAGAGAUCGAAAUUUGUCAUAGCCAUUCAAGAUUAUCGGGCCCCUUCGGACGGAUCUAGUUUCUUAUCAUUCUACAAGGGUGACCUUAUCAUUUUGGAAGACGAGAGCUGCGGAGAAAAUGUCCUCAACAAUGGUUGGUGUAUAGGUCGUUGCGAACGCACCCAGGAAAGGGGAGACUUCCCGGCAGAAACUGUGUAUGUUCUACCUACGCUUACGAAACCACCUCAGGAUAUUCUAGCUCUAUUUAAUGUGGAGGAAGCCCACCAUGGCAAACGCUUGAGUAUGGCAUCGAAUGGAGUGACAGAGCCCAGAGACCGACCACAUAACUUGAUGGAAUAUGCUUUGGAUCAUUUCCGUUUACCUCCCAAGCGAACAGUGUCAAAAACACUGACUUUGAGUUCAAAACGCUCUGAAGAAAUUUGGCGUUAUUCCAGAGAUCCUAUCAAGGCUCCGCUUCUCAGAAAAUUGCAAGCAAAAGAAGAGUUGGCCGAAGAGGCUUGCUUCGCUUUUGCAGCAAUUCUUAAAUACAUGGGUGAUUUACCCUCAAAACGGCCAAGAAUGGGCAAUGAAAUCACAGACCAUAUAUUUGACGGCCCAUUGAAGCAUGAAAUUUUGAGGGAUGAAAUAUAUUGCCAAAUAAUGAAGCAGUUGACUGACAACAGAAAUCGCAUUUCAGAGGAGCGUGGCUGGGAGCUGAUGUGGUUGGCCACCGGUCUCUUUGCCUGCUCUCAGGCCUUACUCAAGGAAUUAACUCUCUUCCUGAGAACCAGGAGGCAUCCAAUAUCACAGGACUCUUUGCAUCGCCUGCAGAAAACGAUUCGCAAUGGCCAGCGCAAGUAUCCACCUCACCAAGUUGAAGUGGAGGCCAUUCAGCAUAAAACUACUCAAAUAUUCCACAAAGUUUACUUCCCGGAUGAUACGGAUGAAGCUUUCGAAGUAGAUUCCUCAACCAGGGCCAAGGAUUUCUGUCAAAAUAUUUCGCAACGUCUAUCGUUGAGAACAAGCGAAGGUUUCUCGCUCUUCGUAAAGAUAGCCGACAAAGUUAUUUCAGUGCCCGAAGGAGAUUUCUUCUUUGACUUUGUGAGGCACCUAACGGAUUGGAUAAAGAAGGCCAGACCAAUACGCGAUGGUAGUAAUCCACAGUUCACCUAUCAAGUGUUCUUCAUGAAGAAACUUUGGACCAAUACAGUGCCCGGAAAAGAUCGUAAUGCCGAUUUGAUAUUCCAUUAUCAUCAAGAGUUGCCGAAACUUUUAAGGGGCUAUCAUAAGUGUUCACGUGAAGAGGCCGCCAAGUUGGCUGCUUUGGUCUAUAGAGUCCGUUAUGGUGAUAAUAAGCAGGAACUGCAAGCCAUACCACAAAUGCUGCGUGAAUUGAUACCCUCCGAUUUGAUGAAAAUGCAAAGCACUAGUGAAUGGAAGCGGGCAAUUGUUGCCUCAUAUAACCAAGAUUCCGGUAUGAGUUCUGAAGAUGCAAAAGUGGCGUUCCUUAAAAUUGUCUACAGAUGGCCCACAUUUGGAUCGGCCUUCUUUGAAGUAAAACAAACGACUGAACCUAAUUAUCCUGAAAUGUUAUUGAUAGCAAUUAAUAAGCAUGGUGUUAGUCUCAUUCAUCCAGUAACAAAGGACAUACUCAUAACUCAUCCGUUUACACGCAUUUCAAAUUGGUCAUCCGGCAACACGUACUUCCACAUGACCAUUGGUAAUUUGGUACGAGGCUCAAAGCUGUUAUGCGAAACAUCUUUGGGUUACAAAAUGGAUGAUUUGUUGACAUCGUACAUCUCGCUGAUGUUAACUAAUAUGAACAAGAAUCGCACUAUUCGCGCAAACUAAUCAAGUCUAAUCGAACUUUUCCUCACCCAUAAAAGUCUCUUAGACAACUUGAAAUUGUAUUGUUUUAUUUUUCGAAUUGUUCUUUACCACCAAAAUCGUGUCUUUUUAUCGUGUAGACCUCUCUUUUCGUUUUACUUAUGUUAUAAUUUAUGAUCAAAUUACACUUAAUUUAUACAUAUGUAUGUGUUAUUAUUUUCAAGCGUCUACUCUACCUAACUUUAUGGUCUAAAAUCUUAAAUAUUUUUAAUAUUUAUUUUUAUUAUUUUAUUUGUUAGUUUUUAAGUAAGGCAAUCGAAGCUUGGUAUAAAUACAUUAACUAACUUGUAUUUGUUUUUAACCAUUCUUUUUAAAUUCAGUAACACAUUUUUCGAAAUUUUAUAAUCUUAUAUAGUGUUUUUUCAAAUCGAAAUAUAAGAAAAAAUUAAAGGAAAUACAAAAAACCAUAGUAAACUAUAUUAGCCUUAAUUUGUUUUAAACAAUUUCAAAGACAUAAAAAUGAAUAUCAAGAAAGCGUUUUUUUUAAUUUACCGUAAAUAGAAAGAUUUGUAAUCAAUUAAAGUAUAUUAUUUAUACAAUAAAUAUAUAUUUAUAAUAAAAU
Molecule: messenger RNA, 7460 nt
Organism: Musca domestica (house fly)
Lineage: Eukaryota; Metazoa; Arthropoda; Insecta; Diptera; Muscidae
Gene: ck
Product: myosin-VIIa
Exons: 11
Coding region: 362-6862 (2166 amino acids)
Cellular component (GO): cytoskeleton; myosin complex
Molecular function (GO): ATP binding; cytoskeletal motor activity; protein binding
Source: RefSeq, a predicted model, not a curated record